Oenanthe melanoleuca is the source of this 4716-nucleotide messenger RNA. RefSeq names its product phosphatidylinositol specific phospholipase C X domain containing 3 (gene PLCXD3). The record is from RefSeq and is a predicted model, not a curated record. Gene Ontology annotation, cellular component: synapse. Gene Ontology annotation, biological process: lipid metabolic process. Lineage: Eukaryota; Metazoa; Chordata; Aves; Passeriformes; Muscicapidae. The coding region runs from base 107 to 1075 and encodes 322 amino acids. The transcript is spliced from 3 exons. Gene Ontology annotation, molecular function: phosphoric diester hydrolase activity.
AGGCGGGCGGAGCCGCGCUCGGCGGGGCUGUGGCAGUGCCGGUGGCAGUGGUCGGGACUGGGCGAGUUGGAGCGAGCGGUGGCGGCGGUACAGCUGCGGCGGCAGCAUGGCUUCGUCGCAGGGGAAGAACGAGCUGCUCUUCGCCGACUGGAUGGCAGCGCUGCCCGCCAGCCUCCACAGCACCCCGCUCACCAACCUGGCCAUCCCCGGGUCUCAUGACUCUUUUAGCUUCUACAUUGAUGAAGCCUCUCCAGUCGGGCCUGAACAGCCAGAGACGGUCCAGAAUUUUGUGUCAGUUUUUGGGACUGUGGCUAAAAAGCUGAUGAGGAAGUGGUUGGCUACACAGACCAUGAACUUCACCAGCCAGCUGGGGGCAGGUAUACGGUAUUUUGAUCUCAGAAUUUCCACCAAGCCCAGAGACCCAGACAAUGAACUCUACUUUGCUCAUGGCUUAUUCAGUGCCAAAGUCAAGGAAGGUCUGGAGGAGAUCAAUGCAUUUCUCACUGAGCACCCGAAAGAAGUAGUCUUCUUGGACUUCAAUCAUUUCUAUGGGAUGCAGAAGUGCCAUCAUGAAAAGCUUGUCCAGAUGCUCAAGGACACCUAUGGCAACAAAAUGUGUCCUGCUAUAUUUGCCCACGAAGUCAGCCUCCAGUACCUGUGGGAAAAGGAGCACCAAGUGCUAGUGUUCUACCACAGCCCCGUGGCUGUCGAGGUCGCCUUCCUGUGGCCAGGCCAGAUGAUGCCAGCUCCCUGGGCAAACACGACGGAUACGGAAAAGUUGAUUCAGUUCCUGCAGGCAUCAAUCACUGAAAGAAGAAAGAAAGGCUCCUUUUUCAUAUCUCAAGUAGUGCUGACGCCAAAGGCUAGUACGGUGGUGAAAGGGGUUGCGAGUGGUCUCAGAGAAACGAUCACAGAGAGGGCUCUUCCUGCAAUGAUGGAGUGGGUCCGAACUCAGAAAGCAGGAGAGAGUGGUGUGAAUAUUAUCACUGCAGAUUUUGUAGAACUUGGUGACUUUAUCAGCACAGUCAUAAAGCUCAACUACUCUCUGGAUGAAGGUGAAGAUGACACUACUUGAUAGUACUGUGAUAUGUGUGUUGUUGUGUUAUUCAGAAUUUGAAAAAAAAGAAAGAUUGUAUUCUAAAAGGAUUAUAUUGUAAAACACUCAUCUUGUAACACACUGAGGUGUUUAGGGCUUUAGUGGGUGGGCAUAAGGGAAAUGUUUUCAUCAUUUAUUAUCAUUUUUCAUAUUUGUGUUUAAUGUGAAGAGCAAAACUCAACAUGUUUACAGUGUUUGAUAAAAGAAGGCCAUGUACAGGUUCUCCAUGAGGUACCAAAUGUGAUUCAUGUGUCUUCUGUGGUUAUGAACAGUGCCAAGAAAUUUGUUGUUUUCAGAGCAAGGGGAUGUAUAUAUUGUCCUCCUCCUGCUCACAGCAGGAUUCUCAAUGGUGUGAGCAUUGCACCAGAUGACUGAGGACAGUAUAUCUGGCAUGAAAAUUUUAAGCUGCUACAUUUCAUCUGUUAGGUGGUUUAACUAAUCAUAUUUGUCAAUGAGCUGCAGGUUUAAAUGCCUUUGUAACGUAAAUCCAAAGUCGUGCUUCUAACACAUGCAUAACCAGUGGACAGUAAACAUGAUGUGCUAUGUACCAUAAUCAGCAGACAGUAAACAUGAUGUACUGUGUAGCUUGCACAAAGCACAGAUGAAAUCCUGCUUGCUUUUCAUUCUCAAAAUGGGGGUUUCCAAUGUCUCUGCCUCAGGUCAAGCCAGCAGAUAUGUGAUACUGGCCUCACUCUGUAAUCACAGAGUUGCCUGGGUUGGAUCCUUAAAGAUCAUCUAGUUCCAGCACCCUGGCCAUCGGCAGGACACUUUUCCCUAGACCAAGUUGCUCAGAGCUCCAUCCAGCCUGGUGUUACACACUUCCAGGCAUGUGGCAUCCACAACUUCUCUUGGCAACAUGUUCUAGUGCCUCAGUCACUCUCACAGCAAAGAAUUUUUUCCUAAUAUCUAAUCUAAACCUAUUCUCAGUCUGAAGCCAUUCCCCCCCUGCCUGUCACUACAUGCCCUUGUAAAAUGUUUCUCUCCACCUUUCCUGUAGACUCCCAUCAGGUACGGCACGGCCAAAAUUAGGUCAGCCCGAAGCCUUCUCUUCUCCAGACUGAACAAUUCCAAUUCUCAGCCUUUCCUCAGAGGAGAGGUGCUCCAUCCCUCUAAUCAACUUCAUGGCCUCUUCUGGGGUCAGUUCCAGCAGGUCCCUGUCCCUUCUGUGCAGGGACCCCAGCUCUGGCUGCAGUGCUCCAGGUGGGUCUCACAGAGCAGAGCAGAGGGGCAGAAUCCCCUCCCUGCCCUGCUGCCCACGGGGCUCUGGAUGCAGCCCAGGACACGUUUGGCUCUCUGGGCUGUGAGUGCCAUGGCUGGGGCAUGUCCAGCCUCUCACCCACAGCACCCCCAAGUCCUUCUGGGCAGGGCUGGGCUGGGGCUGUUCAUGCCCAGCCUGUGCUGAUACUGGGGGCUGCCUGUGCACUUAGUUAUGUUAAACCAUAUGAAAUUCCCAUGGGCGACUUCUCCAGCUUGUCCAGAUCCCUCUGGAUGCAUCUCAUCCUUCAGGUGUGUCAGUAGCACCACCCAGCUUGGUGUCAUCUGCUAAUUUGCUGAGGGUGCACUCGAUUCCUUCAUCUAUGUCAUUAAUGGAGAUAUUAAAUAACACUGGUCACAAUAUGAACCUCUAAGGGACAGCUACUGGUGCGUAUUUUCCCUGGUCCAGCAGGAACACAGUUAGGCCAGCUUUGAGCACCACUUCUUCCCAGGAUUAAUCUUAUGUAAGAGCCUGAUCCUGUAUCCAUUGGACAGGAAAACAUCUGUGUUUAGCAUGGAUUGAGCAUAAGGUAAGUGUGUUGUGCGUGCUAAUGAUGUGCAGUAAGUAUUUUAUCCCAUGGUGGAAACCUGAUUUCUGCAAGACUGAAACUGCACUUAAAAAUAGGUGCAGUCUAAGCUUCUCUUUAAGGCAGCUAUGAACAGAACACUUUUCCACUGAUUACAAAAAAUCAGCGCCAGUUUCAUCAGUGAAAAGUUCCUGUACUAAAGAGUGUACUAGUUCAAUUCUAGCUAAUAGCAGUACUCUGUAGUCCUUAAAUUGUCUGUGGGAUAUAAUACUGCAUAACACAAGAUUGAAAAUCUACUCAGUGGCACUGUUCCAGCAACAAAAUCACUGAUCAUCCUAGUUUUAAAGAAACAUAUAUAAAAAAUAAAUGGAAAACUCAGUAAUUUAUAAAAUGAGAGCAUUGCAACUGUGUGAUACCUAACUGAAUAAAAUACAGGCAGUCUUAUCUCAUGGACAUAUCAAUACAUGGGUACACAACUUUGGAAAAUAAAACAUCUCAUCUGCACAAAACAAUAGAUGCCAUAAAAUCUUACAAGGAAAUGCUCUUUGAAAUAUUGCAGGGAUUUAUGGGAUAGAGUUAAUGGAAAAUUUCUGUUGAUAUUAUCAGAACUUCUGGUUGAGUGAGAAGAGAAAAUUGCACCAUAUAGUCCAUUGCUAUUUUCUGUCAGAUGAUGAUGACUACUAUCUCCCAUCAGAGUUUAGACAUUCAGAAAUGGUCAUAUUGAACAGCUGGGUAACUAUUGAACACAUAGGCAUCAUGGGGGGUUUGUGGCUUUAGUUUAGGGAGUGGAAUAAACAGAACACUUCCAGCUAAUUUGUACUGAGAGGGUGCCUUGGAAAAAGUGUAUGCACAUGUGAGUGUAGAGUAAAGAAUAAUUUAAGUGUAUGUAGUGUAAUGACACAUUUAACUGUAUGUGUAUAACACAGAUGUUCUUGUAGACUUGCAUAAUGAUCUUUGGGGUUCUGGACAGGACUACUAUAAAUUUGGUUGAAAAAAACCCAUGCAGCUGUUAUGAAGUCAUUAUGGCUCUUUCAGCAGCAUUCUCCUCUGUAUAGGUUAGGACUGUAUGAGUCAUCCUAAAUUAAAUCUGUGAUCUAAGCUAGUUAGGUUUUUUAUGGCAUUUGAAAUUCAUCCACACUGCACAACAAAUUUACCUAGAGUCACAAGUUAUGGUUUUGUGGGACAAGGGGUAUGACUUUAAUGCUUUACCCACAACUAAGCAAGUUAUGGAUUCGCUUGAUAGAUUUUGUUUCUGAUUUCCACAGGCUCUCCAAGUAAAAUUUAUGUAACAGGCAUAUAAAAUUAAACAUGAAAAUAAAUUAUUGAAUCCACACCUAUGUGAGUGUCCUACAUAAAUAUGUGAAAAUGUUUGCAUAUUUAUUGGCAGUAUGGUGUGAAACACUCUUUUUUCCAUUUAGCUGGAGUUGGUUGUUUCCAGACUCCUCUAGUGAUUCUUCAGCUGCUUAAAUAUAGUCAGAAGAGUUAUUCUAUCCUUCCAAUACAGUAAAGUGAUCCAAAUCCUUGGGUGGAGUGAAAAUUAGGCUUUUUUUUUUUGCUUUUUUUUUUUUUUUUUUUUUUCCCCUUGGAUUCUGGCUGAAAUUCUGUUGCAUCUGAGAGCAUCAACACCAGAUUUCUGCUGGUGCCCCUGCUCAAACACACCCCAGACACACUAGGCUUUUCGCUUACUCAGAGGUGUACUCAAGGCAAGUGCUUUGCUGUAUUUUAAAAAGUGUAUGUGUGUGUGCCUGUAUAUAUGAAUAAGUAUAGAGCUAUCUAGAGUUUGUUAGCAUUGUUAUGAAAUGUUUGCUUAGUGUCAACUUUAUUCUAAUUCUUGUUUGG